CCGGAGAUGCAGAUCGGGAACCCGACGGAUGUCAAGCACGUCGCGCACAUCGGCUGGGACAACAACUCCGUCACCGCGCCCAGCUGGAUGAACGAAUUCAAGGCUUCGCCGGGGACGACCAGAGGAAACGAGCCGGAGCCCUCGCAGGCCGGGGGUGGAGGAGAGGAGCAACACGGAGGAGGAGAAGCCGGCGGCAAGGCGGAGCGGCCGCGUCGCACGAGGGGGAAGGGAUCGGGGGGCGGCGAGCCGAAGCGGCGCGAGGGCGCGGGCGAGGGGUCGCGGCGCGACCGGCGGGCGGCGAAGACGGACGCGGAGUGCAGCGAGGGGGACGCCGCGGCGCCGAAGCAGCGGAGGAGGAAGCCGCGGGCGGGAGGAGGCACCUCGGGGGGGCGGUCCAAGUCGUCUUCCGGAGGCGCCGGCGGCUGCGGCCCCGCCUCGGACUCGGAGGCGGCGAGGUCGGCGGCGCCGGAGGCGGAGGACGACCGCGACGGCUGCUGAGGCGAAGGGAACGGUGGGAGCGUGGUGUGGCGCGGCAUCGCUUCGCUGCUGGGGUUCGACUGGUAUACACGGAGGACGCCUUCGAAUUUGAAUUUGGCUUUUGCUUGGCUGGAGAUCGGAGAGCUUUGGGCCCUUUUUCUUAUUUUCCGUUCUUCUUUUACGUUUGGUUUUGGGCCGGUCUUUUCUAUGGACAGAUUGUCUUUUAGAUGGUCGUGU
Molecule: messenger RNA, 714 nt
Organism: Panicum hallii
Lineage: Eukaryota; Viridiplantae; Streptophyta; Magnoliopsida; Poales; Poaceae
Product: CRIB domain-containing protein RIC7-like
Exons: 2
Coding region: 7-498 (163 amino acids)
Source: RefSeq, a predicted model, not a curated record